Molecule: messenger RNA, 870 nt
Organism: Argiope bruennichi
Lineage: Eukaryota; Metazoa; Arthropoda; Arachnida; Araneae; Araneidae
Exons: 1
Coding region: 1-870 (289 amino acids)
Molecular function (GO): nucleic acid binding; zinc ion binding
Source: RefSeq, a predicted model, not a curated record
AUGGGCUCCUCCAAACGCGGUCCCUUCGGUGGGCGUCGUAUCGUUCCAAAUACUUUAACUGUUUCAAAUCACGAUUCCUUUUUUGUUGUCAAGCGUGUUUCCGAAAAAAAUGAAAAUUUUAAUUCUGUAUCACCUUUCCUCGUACAGAGGGCAUUCACAGCAACCGUAGGCGAGGUUUCUUCAAUCCGAAAAAUGCGUUCUGGCGACUUGCUGGUUGAAGUGAAUUCAAAAAAGCAAGCCCAGCAAAUAUUAAAAUUGAAAGCUUUAGCUACCAUUCCCGUUACAGUCAGUCCACACACGUCAUUAAAUUAUUCUAAAGGCGUUAUAACCUGCGGGGAAUUGUUUAAUGUUCCCCUUGAAGAAAUAUCUGCAGAACUAAAACAUCAAGGAGUCACCAAUGUACAACAGAUCUCUAUACGGCGGGAUGGCCAAAUCCUUCCCACUAAACAUUAUAUACUUACUUUCCAUAGUCCAAGUUUACCAGAAUUUAUUUAUGCAGGCUACAUUAAACUACCAGUAAGACAUUAUAUUCCUAACCCGUUGAGAUGUUUUCAGUGUCAGCGUUUCGGCCAUUCUAAAGCCAACUGCCGCGGGACUCUUACUUGCGCCCGCUGUGCUGAGAAAGGGCACGAUAGUCAGCAAUGUUCCGCACCUGAGAAGUGUGUGAACUGUGGUGGCAGUCACACUUCAUUCUCUAGAUCGUGCGAACGCUGGACACUUGAGAAAAAAAUCAUUACAGUGAAAAUAAAAGAAGCCUUAUCUUACCCUGAAGCCAGAAAGAAAAUUUUAUCUCAAACACCGACUCCCGGUUUGAGUUAUGCCUCCGCCGUACAGAAAUCGUUUUGCGUAAACUGUACGUGCCAGAACUGA